AGAUUUUGUAUAUAUAUAUAUACUAGCAAAAGCCAUACUUUACUGUCAUAUCGACCCAUUUUAAGCUAAUUGUGCAUGCAUGUACAGUAGGCAGGUAAGUAUAUGAGUAGGGAGGGAAUAAACAAUAGGACAUUUAGAACUAAAUAAAAAGGAAUAAAAUGAAAAAAUAAACAGGUAAAAAAUUAUGUAGAUAUUGCAUAUAGUCAGACAAUUAAAUUUAAAAGUGGGAAAUUACACACCUACAAACAGGUACAGGGCUCUCUCUCUCUCUCUCUCUCUCUCUCUCUCUCUCUCUCUCUCUCUCUCUCUCUCUGGGUAGGGGGUUGCGCUGUAUGUAUCAUAACCAUUAAAAUUAGUACCUUUGGCAUACUUAUUGUAGAGCAAAAAUUCUUUGACGUUUGUUGAUACCGAAAUAAAACUAUAAGUUGACAAUGAUGCAAGGUAUGUGUAAUUCUUGCUGCGCUCGCCAGAACGGUAGCACCGUAAAACAUAUUAUAACCAUUACAAAUUCCAUGUAAUAUAACCAUUGCUUUGCUGGUAUAUAACAAGAUGCUAGAGCAAUUGCACUUCGUUAUGCCCUAUUCAGGGAAAAACGUUGUCAACGCAAUUGACGUCAAAAUCUUGCAAAUGUAACGCUAUAUUUACCGAAAAUGUUCUAUGACGUCAACUCUAUAGCGACAAUGUAAGCAAUCGGUACCACACAGAAAGUUGACAAAAUUGUCACACACACUCCAGUAACCAAUGAGUGGAUGAGUAUAACUGUCAUACAACGAUGCUCCUAUGUGGUAAUAAUUUCAGUUUGCGGGUAUUUAUCUAUCACCAUGAUUAAGAAGAUUUUUCGCCGAGAUAAAAAGACAAAGACCCCCAAGCUUACAGAUUCCGUUAAUUCAUUGGAAAUUUCAUCGUCACGAUUAUCGGAAAUAUCGAAGGAACGAUUGCUAUCCGACGAUGAACAGGGCGACGAUGUUUCCGAUUCGGCGUCUCUGAAGGUUCUUGGAGCAUCGACAGGGUCACGUGAGUGCUCUAGCAGUGAGUGUUUAAACUAUGGACACCUGAGUGAGGAGGCCCAAGAGACAAAGGCCGAGUACAAAAAGACGGCACGUAAACUCAACGUCGCCAUGCAGAAGUUAAGGAGGAAAGAAGCAAAGGUAAAGAGGCAACAGAGAGACAUUGUCUGUAUGCAGCGUGAACUGUGUGAACUGACGCGCCUCAUGCACAUAGCAAACACCCAAGCACUCUCCCUAGAUUUGGCUAUUGACCAAACCAAGAUGGAGAUGGCCUCCCUCUGCUCACAGAUUGAAUCUAGCUCAGAGGAGGAUAUUAUCCGAAAGCGAGAGCCUCUUUGCUAUAAGAAAUUAAAAAACGCCUCCACCAAGGGGGAUAUAGAGAAGGCGCUCUCCAUGAUCCGGGGCCGCCAGGAGGCACUCAAGCACCUCGAAGUACUUGCCUAUCGGAAGUUACUAAUGCACUCCAACAGCUUCACAAACACAAGUCGUCAGACCAGCGUCAGCUUCGGGAAGGACCGGAAGAGUGCGGACAAUUUCUUGGUAUCCUUUCGGAAUAACACCCAGGGGAGGGUGAGACCCGUCCCCCCGCCUAAACCUGUGGUGUCCAGCCCCACGGUGAGGAUGAACACCCACCUCCAGAGCGCCCAGAAUCUCCUCAAUGAACUAAUACAGAUCAGCGUCACCGGCGCCGCAAACACAGCGCCCGCGCCUCCGCAACAGUCUGACGUCUGAACUCUGUCCGAUUUCAAGUCGAGCACAUUUCUCAGCCAUAAUUCCAUUAACAAAAAAUCAAAAUUGGUCAAACAGAAUAAUAUCAUUUGUUUCUGUUGUUUGUUAGUUAAUAAUUC
Molecule: messenger RNA, 1855 nt
Organism: Magallana angulata
Lineage: Eukaryota; Metazoa; Mollusca; Bivalvia; Ostreida; Ostreidae
Exons: 3
Coding region: 750-1739 (329 amino acids)
Source: RefSeq, a predicted model, not a curated record